CAAAGGACAGCCAUGAUCUUCCUUCUGGCCUGCGUAUUUCUGCUUCUAAGGGAGACACCGGCCAGGCCCACAGAGCCUGCAACCCAGGGAAAUCUGCAAACUCUUUUCCAGCUGGUUAUGCAGAGCCCUCAGGGGGAAAGCGGCAACCUCUCCAGCAGCCUAUCCUGUGUGGAGCUGAGCGCUCACCAGUCAACCGUCUUGCACCUGCAAAACCGAAAUCUUGCGUCUUUCCCGUCAUGCUUGCCUCAGAUCCUGGAACAUCUGGAUCUGAGUGACAACCUCUUGCCUGAAUUCAAUGGACAGGAUGCAGCCUAUCUGCCCGAGCUGCAGGUCCUUUCCUUGAGACAGAAUAAAAUCCAACACGUGACAUGGGGUGCCGGUGGAAAUCUGGGCAAGCUGCAGAUCCUGGAUCUGAGCUCCAAUCUGCUGUCAUCCCUGCCGGCCUGCAACGCCUCCAUUUUGGGGGACCUCAAGGAGCUGUCUCUAGCUGGGAACCCGAUUGCAGAAAUCCAGGCCUUCGCUUUCUCCUGCUAUCCACAACUGCAGUUCCUGAAUCUGUCUUCCACUCUGCUGGGACAGGAUGGCAACGAUGGGAUUCAGGAUUCAGCCUUUGCGGUGAACUUUUUGCAUGGAGACACCUCUGAGACUGUAGGAAAUGCUCUCAUCGCUAAGCUUGACCUCAGCGCAACCUUCCUGGAGAGAAUUCAUCCGGAGUGGCUCAAAGACCUGCCCAGACUGACAUCCCUCCAUCUGACAAAAAUGAGCCAUCUGAGAAGCCUCGAUGCGGCCGUCUUCGUGCAUGCACCUCAGCUGAAAGAACUGAACUGCCGAGAUUCCCACGUCCUUAGCCAGGUGGAAACAGAGUCCUUCAGCCAGACCCCUGAGGUGGCUUUUCUCAUGUUCCAAAACUGUAAUUUGAGUUACUUAAAUGCAUGGAAUCUUAGCUCAUCAGACAAUCUGGUCAUCAACCUCUAUGGAAACCCUUUGAAGUGCCAUUGUGAGAUGUCCUGGCUGCUCUCUCAGCCAAAAAGAUUAGUUCUGCAGAGGGCAUCAGAAACUAUUUGCUACACACCUCCAGAAGACAACGUAGCACCCAGAUCCAUGCCCCUGCCAAGGCUCUAUGAUGAGUGCCAACCCAACAGAACUACUGAUUCAACUCCAGAGCUCAUGAGCGCACAUUCCAGCUUCACCACAAAAACACUGCCAGGCUCUGGUACAUUUCCCCAGGAAUGGCAUCACAGUUCUGUUGCCUCACAGAGCUUUGCAUUGACUAGGGGCGACCUGAGAAUAGAGGAAUCUACACAAGCAGACAAGCUUGCCUACAAAGAAGAAACCGUUUACAGAUCUACAGAGAGCCCGCCUACAACGGUCACUCUGACCACUACCUCAGCAAUUCUGGGAAAGACUUCUGCUGAGCAAACCAUGGGGAACACGACUGAAAUGGAUCCAAGAAGUCAUGAUCCCACAACAGCAGAUUCUCUUGUCCGUCCAGAAGGAACAUUGUACCACUCUGCUCUGAGCACAGCUACAGCUGCACCAACGGGAACAGGUUCUUCACCCAUCCCAAGUGCUUUAUUUAUCCCACAGAACACGGCAAGUUCCACUCCAACCAGCCCACCAAUGCAAAACCACACCAAGUCACCCGCUCUUCCAAAUCCUGCGUCCACCGACGUUCCACUCUAUUAUGUAGACCACGAUGACUACGAAGAUCAUCGAGAGGAAUCAGAAGUCCAGCCGCUCAGCCCAUGUGCCUAUGAUCCCUGCAGGCAUCUGCAAAAGCCUUGCUCUGAACUCCAAGAAUUAUCUCUUUGCUUGUGCCCAGGGAUAUCGGAUGAACUCACUAUCCCGGAACCGCCAAGGCUCCGCGAAGUGUCUGAAAUACGGGACACCUCAGCAAAGAUCCACUGGUGUGCCCCGAACUCGUAUGUAAGAUUCUACCAGCUUGCCUACCGCCUUAAGGGCGAUUUGAAUAGAGACACCGUCUCUGGAGAGAUUUACCCCACAGCCAGGGAGUACACCCUGUACAACCUCCGACCCGGUUUCACCUACCAGGUGUGCAUAAUUGCUUAUAACAAAGCUGGGACAAGCCAGACCAAAGGCCAGAACGCACACGAUGUGCCGUGCGUGACCUUUGCCACCAAAUCCAACUACAAAUCCAGUUUUGCUGUCUUGAGUGUGAUAAGUGGACUCUUUCUCAUAGCUACUGUUCUCACAUCAGGGUGCCUCUGCAAGAGACACAAAGCGCCCUACCCUGAGCAGACUAACACACAUCUAGUUUCCUAUAGAAACCCUGCUUUUGAAGAUUCCUCAAAAUAG
Euleptes europaea (tarantolino) is the source of this 2316-nucleotide messenger RNA. It is a transcript of the gene LRRN4, whose product is annotated as leucine rich repeat neuronal 4. The record is from RefSeq and is a predicted model, not a curated record. Gene Ontology annotation, molecular function: protein binding. The transcript has 4 exons. Bases 13 to 2316 code for a protein of 767 amino acids. Lineage: Eukaryota; Metazoa; Chordata; Lepidosauria; Squamata; Sphaerodactylidae.